CCUUCCUCCUCCCUUUGCUCCGAAUGCAGAAAAGGAGGGGGGUUCCAUCCCUUGGCAAGACUGCCACGGGAGCUCUGCCCUCACACAGACACAGCCUCCCGUCCCAGCCGCCGGUCCCCGUCUCCGACGUGAGCCCUUUGAGCCAAGUGGCAGCCGGCUCGGAAGCUCUGUGACAGGUGUACGUGACAUGGCGGAGCAGCUGUCUACAGAACAGGUGGCCGAGUUCAAGGAGGCCUUCACCAGGUUUGACAAGGACGGGGAUGGAAAGAUCGACGUCCAGGAGCUGGGUGCCGUGAUGCAGGCCCUGGGCGAGAACCCGUCGGAAGCCGAGCUGAAGCAGCUCAUCGCCCGGGUGGAUGCCGAUGGCGACGGCCGCAUCAGCUUCGACGAGUUCCUGGCAGAGAUGGCCAAGAUCAUGAAGUCCUCGGGCAGCGAGGCGGAGAUGCGGGAAGUCUUCCGUGCCUUCGACCUGGACGGCGACGGCCACAUCAGCGUCAACGAGCUCAAGCAGGCCAUGGCCAAGCUGGGCGAGAAUCCUUCCCAGGAGGAGCUGGACGCCAUGAUCCAGGGCGCCGACGUGGACCAGGACGGGCAGGUGAACUACGAGGAGUUCGUGCGCAUCCUCUCUCAGAAGUGAGGCCCGGCCCGGGGCCCAUCUCCUGCCUGAUUCUGGUCCUCGUGCCUUCUCGGGGCCCCUGCUUCCGUGGCACAGAUGUAAAGGGGAAGUCUGGGUGGGGGGGGGGGAUUACCUACUGGAGGGAGGGCCUGGGUUCCGCCCCGUCUGCCCGGUGAGACCUCGGAGCAGCUCCUGUAGAGAAACGGGGAGGCCCCCUGCCUCACUGGGCUGCGGUGAGGGACCCCAGAGCAAUGUGAUGGCUGACAUAAAAGCAAUUGGACUCCGAGAGCGGUGCUUACAAGUCUGGUUGGAAACUGGAAAAUCGAAGGCCCCGAGCGGUGGCAUCUGGGGUUCUUCUGCGCCUCUACGCCCUGCGCUCGGGCCUAGUGGGGGAGCAGACCUGGGUGGGCCAGAUGGUCUGCCUUGGCCUCCCCCGCAUGCCCCAGGAGGACAUCAGGUGCGGGCGGCCGUGUAGGGCUGGGAGGGGACAGAAGAGGCACGUUUCUUUGGUUCAAGGGUCUGCCUGAGCUUCUGGGUCAGGACCGGAGGCCGGAGGCUGGAGCCCGGAGCCUGGGACGGAAACACUGUCUACACCACAAACCAUAAAGUCAUCACUCCUUGCAUUUAGCCAACUGUUCUGU
Messenger RNA from Lynx canadensis (Canada lynx), 1257 nucleotides. RefSeq names its product calmodulin-like. The transcript has a single exon. The record is from RefSeq and is a predicted model, not a curated record. Gene Ontology annotation, molecular function: calcium ion binding; enzyme regulator activity. Bases 188 to 637 code for a protein of 149 amino acids. NCBI's taxonomy places the organism in Eukaryota, Metazoa, Chordata, Mammalia, Carnivora, Felidae.